Messenger RNA from Myzus persicae (green peach aphid), 3463 nucleotides. RefSeq names its product cyclin-dependent kinase 14 (gene Eip63E). Gene Ontology annotation, cellular component: nucleus; cytoplasm; cytosol. The transcript has 11 exons. The coding region runs from base 282 to 1763 and encodes 493 amino acids. Gene Ontology annotation, molecular function: cyclin binding; cyclin-dependent protein serine/threonine kinase activity; ATP binding. NCBI's taxonomy places the organism in Eukaryota, Metazoa, Arthropoda, Insecta, Hemiptera, Aphididae. Gene Ontology annotation, biological process: protein phosphorylation. The record is from RefSeq and is a predicted model, not a curated record.
CAGAGUUACGAAAAACAACAAAUGAGAUAACACGUCCGUUCAUUAUUACACGCGCAACAAGAACGGCUAGUGUAAUUUAUUAGGUAAAAAAAAAAAAAAAAUAGUAACAAUAAUAACAAUAAUAAUGCUAUUAUAAUAAAAAAUAAUGUAAAUCAUGUACAAAACGAAAUGUCUGAAAACGUCCUUUUAGUUUAAGUGUUGAAAUUCGGUCCGUCGGUAAUCUUAAAUAUUAUAUAUUUUCAUUUUUUUCUCCCGUUUUUUUGAUUUACAAAUGACACAGCAUGUACUGCCAGCCAAACUGCAACAACUCUACGUCCAAAUUGAAAGAUGGAGUUACCAUGAGAGAAAAGAAGAGUGGUGCUUUAAGCAAAGUUCAAAAAAUUAAAAAACGCCUGAGCCAUAGUUUUGGCCGACUGUCUAUUUCUAAAGAAGAUCCUGAUCGUAACAGAACAUCUCGGGAUGCACUGCCCAGUAAAUUGCAAUUCAAUGGUUAUUCUGAGGAGUACCUAGAUCGAAUUGAACCAAACGGAAACAUACCUUGUGCCAAUGAUGAACACUUGUCCAGAUACGACUGGAGUUCUGGUCUUGGUGAUCAAGAACGAGUUAAACGACAGUUAUCCGUGUCGUCUGAUUCGAAGCUGUUGGACGAAGCUAUAUGCGAGGAGACACGUGUCAUACUAAGACCUAAGAAACCUCCUAGGCCUAAAUCUGAAGUGUUCCUAAACCAACCCAACCACAGACGAACCAAACGGUAUUCGGCAUUUGGGGGAGAUUCUCCAUUUGGAAAAUCAGAGGCGUACAUAAAAUUAGACCCGCUUGGUGAAGGUUCCUAUGCUACCGUGUUUAAGGGGUACAGUAAUUUGACCAAUCAAGUCGUUGCGUUAAAAGAGAUAAGACUACAGGAAGAGGAAGGUGCACCUUUCACGGCGAUCCGUGAAGCUUCGUUGUUGAAAGAACUGAAGCACAACAACGUGGUCACUUUACAUGACAUUGUGCACACACGCGAAACACUUACAUUCGUUUUCGAAUACGUACAUACUGAUUUGUCACAAUACAUGGAGAGACAUUCAGGAGGUCUUGACUAUUCAAAUGUACGACUAUUCAUGUUUCAAUUAUUCAGAGGAUUAGCAUAUAUACAUCAACGCCGUGUACUUCACAGAGAUGUCAAACCGCAGAAUUUGCUCAUCAGCGAGAUAGGAGAACUUAAAUUAGCUGAUUUUGGAUUGGCUCGUGCUAAAUCAGUGCCAAGUCAUACAUACUCUCAUGAAGUAGUGACAUUGUGGUAUAGACCACCUGAUGUCUUGCUUGGGUCUACUGACUAUUCAACCUCCUUAGAUAUGUGGGGUGUUGGAUGCAUAUUCAUUGAAAUGAUAACUGGUGUGCCCACAUUCCCUGGAGUACGAGAUACAUAUGAUCAAUUGGAUAAAAUAUUUAAGAUUUUGGGUACGCCCACAGAAGAACAUUGGGAAGGUUGCACACAUCUAAAAGGUUACAAAGAAGGAAGAGGAAAAAUAUUUAUGUAUCCACAUCAAAAGCUUGGUCAUGUGUUCCCCAGGUUGUAUGACAUUGCUGAAGGCGAGAACUUGGCUACGUCAUUACUUCAACUUAAUCCAGAUUUGCGUAUCAAUGCUCCAUCUGGUCUUAGGCAUAAAUAUUUUCAAUCACUUCCCAAAGCCAUAUAUGAUCUUCCAGAUGAGGUGUCUAUUUUCAGUGUGAAGGGCGUUCAUCUGAGUCAUGAAUCAAGAACUACGUUCAAGUGUUAAAUGUUUUUUUUUAGUAAUUAUGAAGUUAUUACUAAUUAUUAGCUCAAUAAAAUUAAAAAAUAAUAUUAUGUAUAAAUAUAGUUGUUUACCAGAAACAUUGAGUUGUGCGGCCCAAUCGGGGCUCUACGCGUCUCGGCUAUUGAGCCAUUUUGCUGUGAUGAUGAUUAUUUUAUAUUUCCUAUAUUCAUACUUAUAAAUGUUAGUAUAUCAGUGUUGUAAAGGGCUUCUAGAAUGAAAAUAUUUAAAUAUUAAAAAAAAAAACAAAAAAACAAAAAAAACAAUCAGUUAUAUUGCAAUUAUAAACUUAUUAAGUAUAUGAAAAAAAAAAUCAGAACAAAAAUGAAAUAAUAUAAGAUAUAUAAGAUAUAUUUUUAGGGCGAUAAUAAUUCUUCUGUGUUUACUACUUAUGCAGUUUUCACAACUAAAAUAUUAGUAUUUAAGGCAAAUGAAAUUGCUCAACAAAGUGGGGGUCAACUGUAUAACAAUCUAGUUACAUAUAUUAUGUAUACUUACAGAUACUUAUUAUAUUUGUAUUUAUAAUAUUAAACAUUACAUUUAAACUGAACAAAAUAACUUAAAUACACUCCCCACAUUCGCUUUGCCGUCCCUUGAACGUCCAGUAAAUAUGAUAUUAUUGUGUUUGAAAACAUUCCUAAAGUUGCAUCAAUCACAAAAUUUUCCUCUACGAUUAUAUUUGUUUUUGAAUAGUCUAUUUUACAUUUGCCGCUUGCCGUCCAAUGGGUCCGUCAAAGCAAAAUAUUCCUCUGAACACACUUUAUUUAGCCGAUAACUUAAACAAAAUUUCCAAGAUGACUGUUCAUUGACAUCAGAUUUUAUGUUAUUGUUAAACUAUUUAACUAUAGGUACCAUUCUGCGUACGUUCAUUUAUAUUAAUGGUUGUGUUUUUAAGCACAUUAUGUAUUAACUUUAUGCAUUUUACAUAUAUAUAUAUAUAUAUACCUACUUACGUGUAUAUAUAAUAUGUCUCUUUUCUUUUCUUUUUUUUUAAUAUUUAUUUUGUAUUCAAGUAAAAUGUAUACAGAGGUUGAGUUAAGAAAUACUAGAAUUAAAUCAAAAUUUUGAUUUAAUCAAAUUAUGGAUGUAUAAUUUAUAUUUUAUUGUAAUUUUUUUAUAGUUUUAAAAAUCAUAACUAUUUUUUAUUUUUGUUUUUCUUUUGGUGUACACUAGCCAUUUUUAGUUUUUUUUUAUUUAAAAUUGUGUAACUCAACCUUCUUAGGUACAUAGUAAAUCUUAGUUCAUACAAUGUUAAAUAAAAAGAUUUUUUUUUCAAACUAAUUUCAUUGUCUCUCUUAAUAGAUAGCAAAUAUAUUAGUGGCUAAAUAUUAUAUUAACGAAUUAAUAGAUUAUAAAUGAUGACACAUUUAUGUAAUAGAUAUUUCACUGUGUCCCAAAUUUUGCACACGCUAGUGAGAUAACCAAUUUUUGUCACUAAUGAAGUCAAUUAAUUUAUUGUGAAUGAUGAAGUCGUGUACUUUAGUAUUUUUUUUUCUAUAAAACAUAUUUUGUAUGCAGUAUUCUUUUGUGAAACAUUUAAGGCAAUAUAUUAUGUGGAUUUCAACUGCGAUUGUAAAUCAUUGUGUUAUAUGUUAACAAUUGUAACAAUUUAGUAAAAUUUGUGUAAUUUAUUUCAAAAGGAAAACAAAAAAAAAAAAUGUUUAUAAUGCCCUUCCCGUAUCAUU